GCUUAUUAUAUUAGAGAAUUUUAUGAAGUUCAAGACAAAGUUUCUAUUUUAGAAGCUGAAUUAAGUAGAAUUGAAGAUAUUGAAAGACACAUCCAUGACAAAAUCGAUCAUGCUGUACUUGAUGUUGAAGCUGCUCCACAAUCACAAAAGGGAAAAAUCCAAAAAGAAAUCAAUUUAAUGGUUUCUCAGUUAAAUGGAUUUAUGAAACAAAAAGCUAAGUUAGUUAAGGGAAUGAAAAAGUUAUUGGCUUCUGUUCCAACAUAUGUUAAGGAAAGAAUUAUUAAUACUCUUCAUAUUGAAAAAAGGUUCAAUAGAAGUGAAGAAGUACUUGACGAUGCUGAAGUUGUUAAAAGUGUAAAAUCAAAGAAGGCUAAGUCUGUAGCUAAGAAAAUAGCUAAAAGUGUUGUUAAAAAGCAAUCUAAGGAAGUAAAAAAAGAAGUUAAAACUGUCACAAAGAAAGUCCAUAAAAUUGAAAAGAAAAUCAUUAAAGAAGCUAAGAAAAUCAUUGAAAAGGCUAAGAAAGAAGCUAAGAAAUUAACAAAGGCUUCAAAGAAGGCUACUAAGAAAGAUUCAAAGAAGGCUUCUUCAUUAAAGAAAUCAAUGAAAGCUUUGAAGAAGAGUUUGAAGGCUAAAGUUAAGAAAGCUGAAAAGAAAGCUAAGGCUCAAGCAAAGAAACAAGCUAAGAAAAUUGCAAAGAAACAAGCUGCUAAGACUCAAAAAGCUAUUGCCAAGAAAGUUAAUAGUAAAGUUAAGAAAGUCACUAAAAAAGAAGCUGCUGAUAAGAAGAAAUUAUUGAAGAAAGUUAAAAAGGCUGAAAAGAAAGGAAAGAAAGCAGCCAAAGAAGCAAAGAAAUCAGGUGAGAAAGCUGCUAAAAAAGCCGCUAAAGCAGCAAAGAAAGCUACUAAGAAAGUUACCUCAGUUAAAUCUAAAGCUGAAAAAUUAUCAAGCAAAGCCGUUAAGAAAGCUCAAAAAGCUGUCAAAAAAGCCACUAAAGAAGCAAAGAAAGCUAAUAAAGAUGUUAGUAAGAAAUUAAAGACUACAAAGAGUGAUCUUAAAAAGAAAGCUAAAAAAGCCGCUAAAGCAGCCAAGAAAGCUAUGAAAGUUGAAAAGAAACAAGAAAAGAAAUUGAAACAAGUUAAAAAACAAGUUAAGAAAGGAACAAAGAAAAUGAGUGCUGUUAAAAAAUUAAAGUCUCAAAUUUCAAAGAGUAAGAAAAAUGUUAAAAAGGCUCUUCUUAAGGAAAAGAAAUUGAAGAAACAAAUUAAAAAGACUGCACAAAAAGCUAAAAAGACAGCCAAAAAAUCUGCUCAAAAAGCCGCUAAAAAGUCAGCUAAAAAAGCUCAAAAGAAAGCACUUUCAUCUGCUAAGAAAUAUGUUAAAAAGACAACCAAGAAAGUAACUAAGAAAGAUGCUAAAAAGAUUAAAAAGACACAAAAGAAACUUAUUAAAAAAUUAAAGAAAGCUGGAGUUUCAAAGAAAGUAUUAAGAAAAGUUCAAAAGAAAAUGUCAAAAGUUAAUAAAUUAUCAAAGAAAAGUACAAAGAAAGCACAACUUAAAGUUAAAAAGAUGAUGAAAAAUCUUAGAAAACAAAGCAAAAAGUAUGUACAAAAGAAAAGUGCUAAAUUAAAUAAAAAGAUAUCAAAAAUUAAUAGAAGAAAGAAAGUUUCAAAGAAGGUUAAUAAUAAGAGAAGAGUUAAUAAAAGAAUUAAUAAAAAGAAAUUAGUUAAAAAACUCAAUAAGAAAAAGUCUGUUAAGAAAAUUAAUAAAAAGAAAACAAUUAAGAAAUAUAGUAAGAAAAGAUUUACUAAAUUAACUAAAAAGCUUAAUAGAAAACUUACUAAGAAAUUAACAAAGAAAUUUGGAAAGAAAAAGGCUAUGAGAAUUGUUAAAAAAAUGAAAAGAUUUGAAAAGAAAGCCAUGAAAAAAGGAAUUAAGAAAGGAAAGUUUAAUAAAAAGGCACUUCAAAAAUUAAUUAGAAAAGCUGCUAAAAAAUCAAUGAAAAAAUAUUCAAAGAAAAUUGCUAAAAGAAGUUCUAAUAAAAAACUUCUUUUAAAGUCUAAAGCCUUUAUUCGUAAAGCAAAAAAGAGUGGAAUGGCAAAGAAGGCAUUUAAUAAAUUUAAUGCUAAGAGACGUAUUCUUAAAGCCCAAAUGAAAAAGGUUAAGAAUUUGAAAAAGGCUUUGAGAAAAGCACAUGGAUCUUCAAAGGCUCAACUCAGACACAAAAUUCAUAAAGUACAAGCUAAGGUUAAGGCUGCUAGAAGAUCAGUAAAAAGAACUAUGAAAGUUGCAAAUAGAGCUAUUCGAAAAGUAUCAAGAUCAGUAUCAAGACCUAAACCAUCUAGAUCCUCAAGAUCUAGACCAUCAAGUUCAAGAAGAAGAAGAUAA
Molecule: messenger RNA, 2385 nt
Organism: Entamoeba nuttalli P19
Lineage: Eukaryota; Evosea; Mastigamoebida; Endamoebidae
Exons: 1
Source: RefSeq, a predicted model, not a curated record